Mangifera indica (mango) is the source of this 1024-nucleotide messenger RNA. Its product is annotated as protein RGF1 INDUCIBLE TRANSCRIPTION FACTOR 1-like. Lineage: Eukaryota; Viridiplantae; Streptophyta; Magnoliopsida; Sapindales; Anacardiaceae. Bases 265 to 951 code for a protein of 228 amino acids. The record is from RefSeq and is a predicted model, not a curated record. The transcript has 4 exons.
GUUCUGCUCAUAGCUCACUGUCUUUCUUCAUUUCUCUAUUAAAAUUCUCUCUCACAUAUUCACAAGUUACAUAGAUUUGUCUCUUUCUCAUGGAAUAAUUAUACACUCUUUAAUUUCUUGUGAACCUCCAUAAAUACACUCUUCUCCAUACUCUCUACUUCCUCUCUCUCUUUUUCUCUUUCUCUCUUUCUCUUCAGCAAAUCAGCCACUAUCUUGAGAUAUUCAGCUAUCUAGGGUUGUUUCUUUCUUUCAAGCUUCUGUAAUAUGAUCAUGGGAAUUCAAAGGCCUGCGUGGUUGGAAGCUCUUUACACACAGAAAUUCUUUGUGGGUUGUUCUUAUCAUGAAUCAGCAAAGAAAAAUGAGAAGAAUAUAUGCUGUUUGGAUUGCUGCACCAGCAUAUGUCCUCAUUGUAUUCCAUCUCAUCGCUUUCACAGGCUUCUUCAGGUUCGCCGAUAUGUUUAUCAUGAAGUUGUUCGAUUGGAUGAUCUCCAGAAGCUCAUAGACUGCUCUAGUGUUCAGGCAUAUACUAUUAAUAGUGCAAAAGUGGUGUUCAUCAAGAAGAGACCUCAAAACAGGCAUUUUAAAGGAGCUGGAAACUAUUGCACUUCCUGUAAUAGAAGCCUUCAGGAACCCUACAUUCAUUGCUCUCUUGGCUGCAAGGUGGACUUCGUGCUGAAACACUUCAAUGACCUCAGUCCAUACUUAAGAAGAUGCAACACAUUAACACUGAGUCCAGACUUGUUGAUUCCACAGGAGAUGGGAGAGGAAGAAACUCAGUCGACGAUAGUAAACAGUGAAGAGAGAAUUAGUUGGUCUUCAGCAUCAUCAGGAUCACAGAACAAUCAAAGUCGGAUAGUGAGAAAGAAAAGAAGUAGUGAUAACGAAGACAUGGCUACCAGCUGCAUUAUCAGUAGAAGAAAAGGAAUUCCUCAGAGAUCUCCUCUUUCUUAAGAAAUUAACAAAAACCCUUCUGCACAAUCAUAUUAUCAGUGAUUUUUAAGUUUAUAUUUAUACGGUUUGUUUC